Messenger RNA from Auanema sp. JU1783, 1983 nucleotides. Lineage: Eukaryota; Metazoa; Nematoda; Chromadorea; Rhabditida; Rhabditidae. The record is from the annotation of a GenBank genome assembly.
AUGCCUUCUAUGUUCCGUUCAUUAUCGGCUCGGUUCAGGCGCCAGCCUACCGCCCAACGGAUGGCGACUCCGAAAUUCGAUCCAAAGAAGCAAGCCAGCUGUAAAGUACUGUUAUUGGAUGGUACUGACCUUAACAUCAUAGUGUCGAAGAAUGCUUUGGGCGAAGAAGUAUAUGAUCAAGUGUUCUAUUCACUUGAUUUGGAGGAACGCGAUUACUUCGGAUUGUUAUUUACAGAUCAAUACAAUGUUCAGCAUUGGCUGGAUCCUGUUAAGAAGAUUGCCAAACAGGUGCCUAUUGGACCCCCAUUCACAUUCCGUUUUCGUGUCAAAUUCUUCACAGCCGAGCCAUGUAGUAACUUGAAAGAAGAGUUAACAAGAUAUCAAUUCUUCUUACAAUUGAAGCAUGAUAUUCUUUCUGGACGAUUGAAUUGCUCCAAAGAAGUUGCUAUUGAACUAGCUGCAUUCACCUUACAGUCUGAAUUAGGAGAUUAUAAUCCUAAAGAUCAUUCUGCUCUUCUCAUUUCUGAAUUCCGUUUCCAUCCAGAACAGGAUGAGAAGAUGGAACUCGACAUCUUGGAACGAUUCAAACUCUGUCGCGGACAAACACCCGCACAGGCUGAAUUGAAUUAUCUGAACAAAGCAAAAUAUUUGGAAAUGUAUGGUGUUGAUACUCAUAAGGUUGAAGGAAAAGAUGGCAAUACGUAUACGCUCGGUUUAACGCCACAAGGCAUGCUUGUAUUUGAUGGAGCACAAAAGAUUGGAUUAUUCUUUUGGGAAAAAAUUCAAAAGCUUGAUUUCAAGAAUAAACGAAUUACACUCGUCGUCGAAGAAGAUGCUGAUUCAUCGAAUAAUGGCCAAAUUCAAUUGCAUACCUUUGUCUUCAAUCUAUGCUCACAUAAAGCUUGUAAGCAUUUAUGGAAAUGUGCUAUAGAACAUCACACUUUCUUCCGAUUGAAAGUUCGUCAAUAUCCUAGACAGAAUAAGAUGCAACUUUUCCGUUUGGGAAGCACAUUCAAAUACAGAGGAAGAACUGAAUAUGAGACUGUACAUAAGGAUACUGGAAGAUUAUCAAGAAGAACAUCUUCGACAUUUGAAAGAAGACCUAGUCAACGAUAUGGACCACGCCAAAGUCAUGCAGCUGUUCGCCAACAGAAACGUGAACUCAUACGUGAGCAAGUUAUUGCAACCAUCAACGCCAACACAGCUGUACCAACGGGUGAUUUGAUUAAUCAUAGCGUUUCUGAUUCGGCUAUCAUCUCAAAUCAACAACCAUCUCAUUCCAUAUCUUCUAGUAGUAUUACUCCUAAGACAGUCGAUGCCCGUCUUGAUAAUCCAUUCUAUAGUCAACCAUCCACUGCUAGCGGCUCUCAUAUAAGACCUCCUACCGCUACUGCCUAUCAAUCUCAUAAUCAUGUGACGAUGAUUCCUGUUGGUACCUUACCUUCCGAAAAGAAGCUUUCUCCGCCAUCAGAGAAGGCUCAAGUAGUUUCGGAGCCAUUCCCUGUCACAUCACCCUCUAGAUCGACAAGCAGAAUACCCAAAUAUGUUGUCGCCCCUAUGCAGAACGAACAGCUAUCGACUCCUCUAACACCUCCACCCUCUGAAGGAACAACGCCAGAGAAGGAGAACAAUCCAGUCGAAUCGGUUAACGAAGACAAGCUUCUCUUUUCACCUGCAAGCUCUUCCUGCUCAUCAAGCGAUAUGACAACAUCUAACCCUCCCAGCAAUGCCAAUUCACAAGCUACCAUUCCUAACACGGCUAUCCCACGCCCGAGCAAAUCGAAGCUUAAAGAACCCACCAAAUUUUCAUCAACGACCCCUUUACAGCCUACUGGCCACAGUCGAAUUCCUAAAAUGGCAAGUGGUGGUCGUAUGUAUCAAUCAAAUGGAGGUUUCGGGUCUGGUGGAUCAAGCAUCACAUAUAUCCCAAUUGCCAAUUCCGGAAUUUCGUCAACUCAAAGCCGUGUCAUAACUCAAUUAUAG